Molecule: messenger RNA, 817 nt
Organism: Rhagoletis zephyria (snowberry fruit fly)
Lineage: Eukaryota; Metazoa; Arthropoda; Insecta; Diptera; Tephritidae
Source: RefSeq, a predicted model, not a curated record
AUGUGGACAUCUUUGCAGGUGGACUUCUGGCGGGAUGCAGACAAGGUGAACAUGAAUGCCGAUGUGAUGAUUGCUCCGGAAGGCAAAAAGAAAUUGCUCAAGUACUUUGCCGACAAUGGCCUGCAGUAUUCAGUGCUAAUUGCCGAUGUUGAACAACUAGUGGAAAAUGAACGCCAGCAGCAGAAGAAAGCCGACGAAAAGAUGCUCGACGCUCGGUGGCCUGAGUGGAACCAAGGGGACCAAUUAAUUGCUGGCUUUUGGAUGAAAUACCAACGCUACGACCAGCACAUGGCUUUUGUGAAUGAACUGGCGCAGAAGAACCCAUCUUUUGUGCAGACAGUCACCUUUGGGCAGUCUUAUCAAGGGCGAAGUCUGAAAGCAGUUCGCAUUGGCGUCAACUCCAGCACCCAAAAGCAGGUCAUUUGGAUUCAAGGUGGCAUCCACGCCAGAGAGUGGAUCAGCCCGGCGGCAGUGACCUACUUUGCUCAGCAGCUAGUCAACAAGUACAACUCGGGUGACCAGGUGACCAGGGAUCUGCUUUCCUACUACGACUUUUACAUUGUCCCAGUCCUCAAUGUUGACGGCUACGAGUACACGCACACCAAUUCUCGACUUUGGCGAAAGACUCGACAGCCAAGUCGAUCCUGGAUUGGCUGCAUCGGCGCCGACCCUAAUCGAAACUACGGCUACAGAUGGGGCGGACAAGGGGCGAGCAGUCAGCCCUGCGCUGAAACCUUCCGAGGUGAAAGAGCCUUUUCAGAGCCGGAAACAAAGGCAGAAGCCGACUACCUUCUCAACAACUUUCGAGGUCGACUGA